AUGUCCCAGUCAACGAUGGUCAACAACACGCACGCCCAGCUCCUGGCGAAGCGCAUUGUCGACGGGCGCGCGGCCUCGAACAUUGCUACCUCCAACGACAAUCUAACAUCCAACUUGAAACACUCAUUCAAAUUAACAGACAUUGCCUCUAAAGGAUACCUCAUCCCCAUUGUCGCCGCCGUCUGCGGCUUCCUUAUCCUCGUCGUCCUCUCCGUAUACUUUUUCCGCUCAUGGUCUCGCGUUCGCCGGAGGAGACGAAUGUCGGUCACUGUCAACGAGAGUCUUUCCGUGCCUGGGAAAGUCAACACACUGGCGGGAUUGCGUACGGAGCAGAAGGGUCGAAGUUGUCCAGAACUUGAAAGUGGGGAGGAGAGCGACACGGAGACAGCUUAUACGGCCUACACAGACAAGACCGGUACCGUCGAUAUCGAACGCGACCGCGGGUCCCUCAUCUCGUCUCUUAUCUCGCCGCGGUCUAGCACCUCUAUUUCAUCUUCUAACAGCGACAACUCUCAGACUCAAGGAGGACAUUAUAUACCCCAUCACAUUUGGCAGGCCUCUCUUCAAGCUCAGACUCGGGCUCGCUCGGAAACACAGUCAUCAUCUAGCUCUAAGGCACCGGCUUGGACUCAUCACGCUAGGACGAACUCUCAUGAUGGGGCGAAUACGAACUCGAUCUUGAAUACUCAGACUACGGUGGGACCUGCUCAGAAGUUGAACCAUCAGCAGCAGGUCGCGGCUACGCGAAGACCUUGUCAUUGCAAAGGCUGUAGGGAUGCUCGUAAACCCUCGCUGUCUCUUGGACUUGGCCACGUCAGGUCGUCUCUGCUGCCGAUCGAGGAGGCAGACAAGGAAGUGACCUCGCCCACGACCCUCAGCUACGAUGAUCCUCACGCACAGACCUCUCAGAGCGGCUUGCAAAGAAAGGGUUCUCUUCUUGGACGCGCUUUGUCUCUCAACUCUCGCGGUCAACUCUCAAGGUCCGGAGCUGUCAGAUCUCACAGCCAAUGCAGACGUUUGGCCCCGACGGCGAAGGAUAUCUCGAGACCAGCGCGUAUGACCAAAGAGCAGGAGAAACAGGAAGACGACUGGCUUGCUGCUUUCGGCGAUGGAAUUCCGAUUUCGAGCCGCACGAAGACGGAAAAGGAGAACGUCGGGCCUCCACCAUUGUCCACCAGUCCCCACGCACGCGCUGCCAUCCCACCGGCCAAGGGUUCCGCCACCACUGCCACAAGCUUCGACAACGCUAUUCGUUUGGAAAAACCAGCCGUGGAUUCUAUUCAGCCGUCCUGCGAAACUCAGAGCCCGCGCACUACCAGCAAGAAAUCCGUUUUCGUCUCACACCCGACCAAUGCCCCUCGACGGCCCCUUUCCUCCACUAUUGAACCUAUCCUCGAACCAGCUCACGCGCCCAUAGCCUCUUACAUCGCAUCUUCGCUCGUAUCCCAGGUGUCGUCAAUCUCAGAAUAUGACUACUCCAACACAACGUAUACCAGCUCUCCCACCGUCUCUCACAGCUCGCGCCGAUUGCCUUCCACGUCUGUCACGAGUAGUCCUUCAAGCGUGUACUCCUGCAACAGCUCUAGGCACUCGAGCAUUUGUUCACCGGGUCGUAACGACGCGCGACCUCUCACGCGUCGUAAGCCGAGUCCACGCUGGGAGGAUAUUUUGAGGGAGGAAGAGCUCAAGGCAUCGGGAUCGAUCGUCCCAGAUGCACCUAAGCUCGCGGGCUUGGAAGAUGUACAGCCGUUCGGUCGCGACAUCGAGACGGGUACGGAGGGAGUGGAGAUGCAUAAGAGGAAAGACUGGGACUGUCGAGAUAGUGCGGAGCCUUCGACGUAUGCUGCUAUGAAGUGGAUGGCUGAGGAGGAUUGGAUGGAGAAUAACAGGCCGGUGAGCUAUGGUUACGGUGUGGAGAAGGACGCGGAUGUACGUGCAGGAGUGGGUGCCCAAACCGGGUCACCGCUGGCCCCGUUUGGAUUAGGCAAGGAUUCAGGACAGUGGCCGAGUUAUAGCAGGAGAGGAAAUGUGGUUUCCGAGUGUACCUGA
This is a messenger RNA of Stereum hirsutum FP-91666 SS1, 2049 nucleotides long. RefSeq lists its product as uncharacterized. The coding region runs from base 1 to 2049 and encodes 682 amino acids. Lineage: Eukaryota; Fungi; Basidiomycota; Agaricomycetes; Russulales; Stereaceae. The transcript has a single exon. The record is from RefSeq and is a predicted model, not a curated record.